Amyelois transitella is the source of this 897-nucleotide messenger RNA. RefSeq lists its product as uncharacterized. NCBI's taxonomy places the organism in Eukaryota, Metazoa, Arthropoda, Insecta, Lepidoptera, Pyralidae. The record is from RefSeq and is a predicted model, not a curated record. The transcript is spliced from 5 exons. The coding region runs from base 93 to 797 and encodes 234 amino acids.
AAAUUUUAUUAAUAAAUAAUAUUGGUGAUAAUCUAAAGUGGCUAGUCUACUGAUUUACUAUACUAAUCAGUAUUCUCCUUAAAUUAAUUACAAUGUCUACGUUUCAUUAUGGCCUCUUAAUAGCUGUGACUUGUUCCUUUGUUUAUAGUCAAAAUGUGAACAAUGUACGUCUGGUACAGCACAGAGAGUACAUGACCAAAGUACUUACUGAAGUUGGACUAAUCUUAGAAGAAAGAGAAUGGUGUAAUCUGAAGAUACCCGAGUUCCAAAUGGAGAUUGAUCAAUCGAUCUUAAACUGGGAAGUAGAAGGCAAAGUGUCUUUUCAAAAUGGUUUCGUUAUAUCGAUUCAGAGAGUUGAGAUUCUGGAAUCCAGUUUGAAUCAGAUAUGGACUUGGAACAAUAAUGAUGGACACGGAAAUGUUGAAGUUAGAGGUACAUUGAGGUUUCAUGAUAUGACUGCUGGUUUUGAUGUCAUCGCUGAUUUCAACCAACAAAUUUUCAUAUCAAGCGCAACAUAUCUUUAUCCGCUAAUCAGCUUCGAUUUUUCGAUAUUCAGAAAUACUGAAACCACGGAAACUAGAGUCGUGGUCACCGGCAACCAACCUAGAAGUGUAAACAAGCUUGAAUUCCUCCCGGUUAACAACGUCACUAAUGUAAUAAGGGCUUUGUAUAACACCAACAGCACUUUUACGGGAAUCACAUCGUGGGCUUCCGAGAUUUUGGCGCCAAUUGCUGAAGACGUCAUCACUAACAGAGUCGAAUUUCCAGUCGUAUGCUACAAUUGUCCUGUCUCGUAAAAAAUAUGUACCUAAUAGUAAAAUAUAUCUGUUUGUCAAUGUCUAAAUUGUUUCGAUUGCCGACCAAAUACUUAGAAGCAAAUAAAGGAUUCAAUUUGGA